This is a messenger RNA of Rotaria sp. Silwood1, 396 nucleotides long. Lineage: Eukaryota; Metazoa; Rotifera; Eurotatoria; Philodinida; Philodinidae. The record is from the annotation of a GenBank genome assembly.
AUGCAAUCUGAAGGAACGAGUGAAAAAGCACCAAUUGCACCAAUGCAAAUGUCACAAUCGGCAAUUGAACGAGAUUAUGCACCAAGUAGUGGUGCAAGAAAAAUAAGAACGAUACUUUUUGUUUUGCUAGCGAUUCAUAUGGCUUUGGCUUGGGUUUAUUUUAUUGAACAAAUUAUUGGUCUAAUUCAAUAUUAUAAUGUGCCCAAGGAUAUUCGUGAUUAUAAUGCAGCUUUUUCAUAUAUCAGCAAUGUAGUUUUUGGUGCAAUUUUGAUACUAUAUUUAGCUGUUUACAUAUUUGCUGUGUUUAAAUAUGCUCGAAUUCCCAUUCUUAUUGCUGUCAAUGUUACAUUUGAUAAUAUUCAUGAAGCACAAGCAUCAAUAAGAAAUGGACGGUAA